Messenger RNA from Mycotypha africana, 546 nucleotides. RefSeq lists its product as uncharacterized. Bases 1 to 546 code for a protein of 181 amino acids. Lineage: Eukaryota; Fungi; Mucoromycota; Mucoromycetes; Mucorales; Mycotyphaceae. The record is from RefSeq and is a predicted model, not a curated record. The transcript has a single exon.
AUGGCGCCCACAUCAACAACAAAUUCAUAUAAACAUGUGGACCCACCAAUCCCAUCGACCUCGCGUGACUCGAAGCGAGACCAAAAAUGCUGUAUUAUUAAGAGAUGCCAUCCACAAAGACCUUCCUUACACUUCAGAAUAUCCCCACAUCCUCGCAUAACGUCUGUGCCUUCCAUUUUGCCUAGUCAUUCUCAGCAUCAAGAUAGCAAACACAAAAAAUUAUCAAUGGAUAUUCUCCUUGAUGCUAUUGAUCUUGACCUACAAAUGCGAGAAAACUUCAAAGCUGAAUGGCUGAAAACACAGCAAAGCAGAUACACUAACAGUGCAACAGCUGUCUUAAUAGCUAGAAGGAGAUCCAGAUCAGCUCCUAGCGCACCGCCUUCCCACUAUUUUCAGCAAAAUCGAGCCUUCAACUCAGUUUGGACAGCUCCUAGUUGUAAUAACCGUACGGUUACAUCUGCAACAGAUGCACAAGAAGUCGCUCAAUUUAUUGUAAAGCAGCAUUUAAAACAGUCCUCCAUUGUACAAAAAAGCAUGAACCAGUAA